CCGCGAACCCAUUACAACGAAGCGGCGUCGUUUUGUCCCACACGACCGCGUACGAUUCGAACGGAGCAAAACUCUCCGAUUCUUCCUCCUCCACUUUCCCUUCGAUUUUCUCGAGAAAAUCAACCUCCGAGAAAUCUGUGAUUUUCUCGAGAAAAUCAAGCUCCGAGGAAAUCUAGCUCAGUCUUCGUAAGUCUCCUGUACAUAUAUACACCUUCCACUCAUGGAUCGGAGGAGAAACUUGAGCCCGGUGUACACGCGGCAGUGGAGCGGCGGUUCAAGCAGCACCGGCUCAUCACCGGCGAUGUCUCCGGCUCAUCCUCAGUCGCGCCUCGGUCCUUCCUCCACCGGGAUUUCCACCGUCAAGCGCACUCAAAACGUAGCUGCCAAAGCCGCCGCGCAACGCCUCGCUCGCGUCAUGGCGUCUCAGACCGCCGACGACGACGGCGACGAAGAUGACGAUCUAGGAUUCCGGUUUAGUGCUCCUCCUCCUGCCGCUCUUUCCUCUUUCUCCAGCAGUAACAGAAGUAACAGCGCAAACGCAAACGCCAACGCCAUCCCUCCGUUUUCGGUUGCCAGGCCGAACAGAUCUCCUUCCCCUGCGUUAGGUCGGAACUUUGUAGAGCACACCCCUGCAGUGCGUUCAACGUCAGCUGGAAGACCGGCAGUUUCAGUUCGGUCAACACCGGUGGUGCCGCCACCGAGCAAACCUACACUCCGAACGCCUAUGCUCGUUCCUCCCAUUGAUCCUCCUACCAAUAGGAGUAGAGAGAAAAGGUUUACACCAGAUAUCACUAUCAGGCAGCUUAACUCGAAAGACACAGGAGAUCAGCGUGAAGCUUCUGCACUCCGUGAUGAACUUGAUAUGCUACAAGAAGAGAAUGAGAAUAUAUUAGAAAAGCUAAGACAAGCAGAGGAAAAACGCCAAGAAGUGGAGGCCAGAGCUAGGGAACUUGAGAAACAGGUUGCUUCGCUUGGAGAGGGUGUAUCCCUGGAGGCUAAAUUGCUGAGCAGGAAGGAAGCUGCUUUGCGUCAAAGAGAGGCUGCUCUCAAGGCUGCAAAACAAUCACAGAAUGAAAGAGAUGAGGAUGUUACUGCCCUUCGUGUGGAGAUUCAGAACCUAAAAGAUGAUGCUACAGCAGCUGAGGAACAACGGCAAGAAGCUGAAGCUGAAGCAAAGGCUCUUCGGACAAUGACACAGAGAAUGAUUUUGACCCAUGAAGAAAUGGAGGAAGUUGUCCUGAAGAGAUGUUGGCUUGCCCGCUACUGGGGUCUUGCUGUAAAACAUGGCAUAUGUGCAGAUAUAUCACAAUCCAAGCAUGAACAUUGGUCUUCUCUAGCUCCUCUUCCUUUUGAACUUGUCAUAUCUGCUGGACAAAAGGCUAAGGAGGAAUCAUGGAACAAAAGUGCUGAUGGUCCUGAUAGAAGCAAACUUGUUCGUGAUUUGAAUGAUCUCGCUGGGGAAGGAAACAUUGAGAGUAUGCUUUCAGUCGAGAUGGGUUUGAGGGAACUUGCUUCUUUAAAGGUUGAGGAUGCUGUUGUGCUUGCAUUAGCCCAACACAGGCGGCCAAAUUUGGUCCGGCAGUCUGUUUUAGAUUCCAAAGCACCUGGGGAUGCCAAAUAUUUGGAAGCAUUUGAAUUAAGUGAAGAAGAGGCAGAAGAUGUUCUUUUCAAAGAGGCAUGGUUAACUUAUUUCUGGAGAAGAGCUUUAUUUCAUAGUGUGGAAGAAGAUAUUGCAGAAGAGCGGCUUCAGUUUUGGAUAGUUCGCAGUGGACAGUCACCAACAUCACAUGAUGCUGUUGAUGUUGAGCGAGGUUUGUUGGAGUUGAGGAAGUUGGGUAUAGAACAACAACUUUGGGAAGCAUCGCGGAAGGGAAUUGAUCAUCCUGAUCGUGCGUCGGUAGUUACUAAUCAUAAGCCUGCUUCUGAGUCUGAUGCCUCAUCUUGAUAGUCCGAGCCCUUGCCGAUUCAUUCUUUGUUCUAUAUGUAUAUUUUUGUUUAGUUUUCUAUACACAUUUUUCUCUGUACACUGUGUUCCCAACAUUAUAUUUGGGUCUUAUACAAAGGAGUAAGAAUCUUUAGAUUGCAAGAGGUGUUUGUAAUAAUUAAUCACCUGCAUGUGACUGAGUUUUUCCUCAUUCUUUUAAUUAAAAAUUUUGUAAUUUGAGAAUCCCAGUUGUUUCUUGUUAUCAAAUGAAAAUAUCGAAGAGUGAUAGCAGGUUUUUUUUUGUGGA
Lotus japonicus is the source of this 2231-nucleotide messenger RNA. RefSeq names its product coiled-coil domain-containing protein SCD2-like. Bases 221 to 1945 code for a protein of 574 amino acids. Lineage: Eukaryota; Viridiplantae; Streptophyta; Magnoliopsida; Fabales; Fabaceae. Gene Ontology annotation, biological process: cytokinesis by cell plate formation. The record is from RefSeq and is a predicted model, not a curated record. The transcript is spliced from 17 exons.